This is a messenger RNA of Peromyscus eremicus (cactus mouse), 747 nucleotides long. RefSeq names its product glutaredoxin and cysteine rich domain containing 2 (gene Grxcr2). Gene Ontology annotation, cellular component: microvillus; stereocilium base; stereocilium shaft. The record is from RefSeq and is a predicted model, not a curated record. The transcript is spliced from 3 exons. The coding region runs from base 1 to 747 and encodes 248 amino acids. Gene Ontology annotation, biological process: sensory perception of sound. Lineage: Eukaryota; Metazoa; Chordata; Mammalia; Rodentia; Cricetidae.
AUGGAGGACCCCGAAAAGAAACUGAAUCAGAAGGGCGACGACAAACCCAGAAAAGUACGAUUUAAAAUCUCCUCUUCCUACAGCGGCCGAGUGUUGAAGCAGGUGUUCGAGGAUGGGCAGGAAUUAGAGUCACCCAAAGAGGAAUACCCUCACAGUUUUCUCCAGGAGGCCCUCGAACCAAUGGAUGGGGUUUAUGGGUCAGGGGAAGCCCCUAAGCCCCAGCUGUACUCCCCUAAGCUGACGGCUCAGAGGAUCAGCGUGUUCAGGGAUGGCAGUGCCUACGCCCUGGCGGGGAGCCAGCCUCUGUUCAAUGACUACAAGGCGAAUGACCAUAAGCCUCCACCGAUUAUAGACUUUGGGAAGAUAAUCAUCUAUACAAACAACCUGAAGAUCAUCCGAACCCCGAUGGACAAAAGGGACUUCAUGAGGAAAAUCCUGCAGAAGGAAGAGGUUGCGGAGGAGGAGGCUCUGAUGAGCACAGGAGAAAACGACGGCGACAGGGAGCAAAAUGACAGUCCCCUGCCGGAGACCGAAGGCACAUUUCUCCACAAUCAGCACACACAGGAUGGGUUGGUCCCUGAGGACAACUGUCUCCACUGCCAGGGGUCCGGCAUCGCCACCUGCUCUCUGUGCCAUGGCAGCAAGUUCUCAAUGCUGGCUAACAGGUUCAAGGAGUCCUAUCGAGCCCUCAGGUGCCCUGCCUGCAACGAGAACGGCCUGCAGCCUUGCCGAAUUUGCAGCCCGUAG